AUGUCGGUAUCAGCAGUUGCAUCGCUGAGACCCCUCCGUCGGCGAUGCUGGCAGCAUCCAGCUUCCGGCCUGUUAUCCGUCCAAUUACGUUCACGAACAGCCACGGUCAACUUCUACGCUGUUGUUGGCCUCCGGCCGGACCAGCGUCGAUUCCAAACAAGCAAUUCAAGUAAUCGCCAUGAUGGAGAUCUCGAAGCCAGAAAGAACCAGUUACCCAAGAAAAGUCAACCGACACCACCACAGAUCACAUUCCGCCAAUUUGCGAGCCGUGCUCUUGCUGCUGGCCUACGUAGUCUUGUAGUCGCCAUGAGUCCGACCGGUAUCAAGGCAGCGUUCCGACAGAGCCCAGGCGCAACAACACUAGGAAUCUUCAUCCUCGGUGUGGUGUCAGUCAUUGGCGCAUAUACCGUCUACCUCUACUUCAACUACUUCUACCACUACCAAUUUACACGAUACCCAAAACCCAUCGCAAACUCUCUACGGCGAGCUCUAUACUAUACCAACAUCAGUCCCGAUUCCGAACUCGCUCUCAAGUACUAUAAGCGCGCCAUGGAUCAAUGCGCAGAGCAUGGCCUGGAUCCCUAUUCUGACGAAGUUCUUGGUAUUCGUAUCCAGACUUCACACUGGCUGCAGAAGAUCGGAAAUUACAGCGGCUGCUUGCAGGUUCUUGAGGGCAUCCUUGCCGAUUGUAACAGGUGGAUUCGGGUUAUGGAGCACUCGGUCAAGGAUGGCAAAGUCAACGAUGACGGCAGACUUGUCAAGCCUGCAUCCGAGACGUCUGGGGCCUCUUCGGCUCAUGUUGCCAACGAUGCCACUUCUCCCAAUGAGCAAGAAGCGACUGAAGAGGACUUUGUCCCCGAAAGUUUAUGGCAUAAGAGGCAACGUCUUCUUACUAAGACUGUUGGGAUUGCAAUCAAACUUGGAGAGCUAUACGCAGACGAACACGUUCUUGACCCUGAUAGCUCUCAGAAGCACCUUAUUUGGGCCGUUGAAACCGCUCUGAAGGAAUUCCGUCGCCGCAAGGAGGAGGGUAUCAAGCCCGGAGAGGGUGACUGGCUAAGUCCAGAGCAAAUGGGUGGCGCUAUGGAAUCUUUGGGUCGUGACUACGAGCGCAAGAACCAGUUCCACCUCGCGAUCCCUCUCUUCUUCCAAGCUCUUCGUCUUUGCGAAACUCCCUGCCACCGCCCCAUCAUUAUGAACAACCUCGCAGCCAGUUUCGCCCAACAUCCCAUAUUUGUUCCGCCUACCAGCGAGCCCUCCGAGAUGAUUAAGGAGCUGCAUGACCCUGCCAUGCCCGCGACUCGAAAGGAGUGCUUAGAAGCUGCGCAGAACUGGGCCAAGAACGCUUAUAAGCAUGCAAAGGACGUUAGUGGCGACGAGCGUACAGAGGAAUGCGACGAGGCUUGCGCUGUUGCUCUGUGUAACUGGGGCGAUGUCGCAGCGAUGUUGGGCAACAAUGACUUGGCUCGCAAGAAGUACAAGCAGUGUAUCGAAAUGGCGGGCAAGCUUGGCUUUCCACAUGCAGUGAAACAGGCUCAAUCAGGACUUGCUAAGCUGAUCUGA
Molecule: messenger RNA, 1563 nt
Organism: Fusarium fujikuroi IMI 58289
Lineage: Eukaryota; Fungi; Ascomycota; Sordariomycetes; Hypocreales; Nectriaceae
Exons: 2
Coding region: 1-1563 (520 amino acids)
Biological process (GO): protein quality control for misfolded or incompletely synthesized proteins
Cellular component (GO): i-AAA complex
Molecular function (GO): misfolded protein binding
Source: RefSeq, a predicted model, not a curated record